UUUGCGAAGUAGAUUAUCCACCAUUUUGAACRAGUUUUGUGGAGAUCUAUCGGAAUUUCCUAUCUACAACUUCUACAUUUAGUCGUAAAGAUAGCAAAAGCUAAUUUUACAAGCAUUGCUAUUCAAUGAUAUCAGAAUAAUGGAAGUUUUAAUGAGUGAAUAAGUGAUCUUCGUUCUUCAACUCUGUCGAUAAGCAAGGUUCCUUUGGGCUUCAACUUGGCGCAAUACAUAGUCACUCUUCAAUAUGAAUAAUCAAAUUUGGUUUCAUGGAUAUCUAUCGAGACCCAAGACUGAAAGCAUUUUGAGUGGAAAGACACCGGGAACAUUUCUCGUCCGUGAAAGUUCUACGAUACCAGGAGACUAUGUCUUAUCAGUCAGUGAGAGUUCAAAAGUUAGUCACUACAUCAUCAAUUUCAAGGGAACCUUUUAUCAGAUAGGAGAACAAACAUUCACAACACUACCUGAAAUUAUUGAAUUUUAUAAAAGGCACUUUCUGGAUACCACUACCCUGAAGGAGCCAGUGCCAAAGCCAGAUGAAAAUAGUGAAAAAGUUAGAGCCAUGUAUAACUUCCCAGGAAAUGAUCCUGAAGAUUUACCUUUUAAGAAAGGAGACAUAUUAACUGUUGUCAAGAAAGAGGAGGAGCACUGGUGGAAAGCAAGAGAUAGUGCAGGAAAUGAGGGCAUGAUACCUAAACCUUAUGUCCAAUUGAUAUCUCCCAAUGUAGGAACAAGCUCGCCAAAUACACAGGGCAACAGAACAAAGUCAAGAGCCAGUAUUGAUUGUUCUGUACCACCGCCACCAGUUGCUAUGCCACAAAAUAUCCCAAAUGAUGGUUUUGAGUAUGCAGUUGCUAUUAUGGAUCGUGUGGUACCUUAUGACAAUACCCAGUUGCUUUUCAAAAAAGGAGAAUUAAUAAAAAUAAUCAAGAAACAUGAAGAUGGCUCAUGGUUUGGUGAAGUUAAAAACAAAACUGGAAAAUUCCCAUUCAACUAUGUCCAAAUUGUGGACAAUGAWAAGAAUGGAUUAUAGAUCAUUGCUGUAUUCUAAAUAAUCAAUCAGUUUGUUCAUGGAGCAAAACAGUCAUAUUCAUAUUAUAUAUUGGCAAAAAUAGAUGUUUUCUUUGAUUAAGUUUUAAAUUUCUAUAUUAACUGUAGUUAUUUUUCUAAGUAUGACAAAGUAAAAGAUAGAUGAUAUUAAUCUGAUGCAUAGCUCCAUGUGUUUUUUUCAUGAGAAUGACCAUUAGAAUGAUGCUGUAAUUCUAUUUUUACUUAUAUGUUACAGUGACUAACUGAUCAUAUAGCUAUUUCAAAAAAGGUUGUCGGAAAAAAUGGUGAAUGUCAAUGGUUGAACGGUGAAAGUCCCUGGGUUUUGCCUGUUCAAAGGCAAUAAAAACUUAUUUGUAUUGUAARAUGGCCGGUUGUGACAUUGGAUCCAUUUAGUCUCCAUUAYUAAGUAAGGUGAAUCCAAUAAUUUUGUUUAUCAAAACAGUGUAACCAAAAUCCCUUUCGGUCGUGCAAUCUCCCUUCGACAAUCACCAUUCGCCGUUCCCCCUGACAACGUUUUUUGAAAUAGCUGUAUAUGUAAUAGGUAUAUGUAUUUCUAAAGUACAGAUUUAUACUUUAUACUACAGCAAUUAAUCUCACUGGGUCUUUGUAGAUUUAUCAGUGCCUUUUAACAUUGUUGAUAACUUGUUUAAAUGGAUAGAUAUAAAUGGAUAGAUAUAAACAAUUAGUGAAGUUCUACAAUAAAAGUAUCUACAUGUAAGCAAGAGGAGGGUGGUUGGGCUCAACACACUCAAAAAACUGAGCUUUGUCUGAUUUCAUUCACAGAGUAUCCCUCCCCCUAACCCUGAGGGAUUUGCUCUGUUUCAAGAUUUUAAGGCAACCAAUGGAAAAAAAUUGUUGCAUGAUAAAGUGAAGACACUCAGAAUGUACAGCUCAGUGACCACAAGCAAACCAUUGAACUGAAGAAUCAAAUUAAACUGAGCAGAUCUUUACUUUAAUUGUUUUAAUCUCAGCUGCACCUUGAUGCCUCAGGUUAAUGUAUUGCUUCAUGGUCACUUGAAUGAGAUCUAGAAUGCAUAUUUGUUAUUCUCUGGUUUCCCUUUCAAAAAUUAAUUUAAAGGAAUUACUAAAAUAGAAACGUAGACAUUGAUAAAGCAUGCAGAUUCUUUUAGACUUAACUUAAWGUGGAUCAAUGUAGUUUUUCAGCUUUCUUUUGAAGUGAUGACAUUUUCAGCCUGAUGAGCCAUGGCAACGAUCCAUGGUAACACCAUUUAGCUGAAAAUAGGAUCAUUUAAAACUCAUUCAUUUUAUUUCUAUAACUGGCCCAAAAAUGUAGUGAAUAGGUAUAGGUGAAUGCUAUAAAUAAGUGGAAUGAAAAUGAGAGGCAUUUUAGUUAUAUAAAACUUGCAGCGAUCCACCUUAAUCACUUYUAUAAUAAAUAGCUUCUCGUUUCUCUUUGAUUCAUUUGUGUGUAAAGCAUAAAAAUAUUCUGAAUGUUUUUAAUGAUAAUUGAGAAAGGUAGAAUAAAUCAUUUUCUUAUUU
Exaiptasia diaphana is the source of this 2547-nucleotide messenger RNA. Its product is annotated as adapter molecule crk. The record is from RefSeq and is a predicted model, not a curated record. The transcript is spliced from 8 exons. NCBI's taxonomy places the organism in Eukaryota, Metazoa, Cnidaria, Anthozoa, Actiniaria, Aiptasiidae. The coding region runs from base 245 to 1030 and encodes 261 amino acids. Gene Ontology annotation, molecular function: protein binding.